AUGAGCCUUCGCAAGGUGAAGGGCGACUUUAAUCGCAUCUUCGACAAGACGCUCACCGAUCUGGUGCGGGGCAUACGCAAUAACAAGGAGAAUGAGGCAAAGUACAUUGCGCAGUGUGUGGAGGAGAUCAAAGAGGAGCUCCGGCACGACAGUCUCUUCGUGAAGGCGAACGCCAUCUCCAAGUUGACAUAUCUUCAAAUGCUGGGCUACGACAUCAGCUGGUCCUCCUUCAACAUCAUCGAGGUGAUGAGCUCGACCAAGUUUUCGCACAAGCGCAUCGGCUAUCUCGCCGCCUCGCAGUGCUUCCACGAGAACACCGAGGUGAUGAUGCUCACCACCAACAUGAUUCGAAAGGACCUGAACUCGCAGAACAUGUACGACGCGGGCUGCGCCAUGAGCGGCCUCGCCUGCUUCGUCACCACCGACAUCAGCCGCGACCUGGCCAACGACGUCCUGACGCUGCUCAACUCGACGAAGCCCUACCUGCGGAAGAAGGCCGUCCUCCUCAUGUACAAGAUCUUCCUGAAGUUUCCCGAUGCCUUGAAGCCCGCCUUUCCCCGCCUGAAGGAGAAGCUGGAGGACCCCGACCCGGGCGUCCAGUCGGCGGCGGUCAAUGUGAUCUGUGAGCUCGCCCGGAAGAACCCCAAGAACUACCUGCCCCUGGCGCCCGUCUUCUUCAAGCUGAUGACCAGCUCCACCAACAACUGGAUGCUCAUCAAGAUCAUCAAGCUG
This is a messenger RNA of Rhagoletis zephyria (snowberry fruit fly), 732 nucleotides long. Its product is annotated as AP-3 complex subunit delta-like. Gene Ontology annotation, biological process: anterograde synaptic vesicle transport; Golgi to vacuole transport; synaptic vesicle budding from endosome. The record is from RefSeq and is a predicted model, not a curated record. NCBI's taxonomy places the organism in Eukaryota, Metazoa, Arthropoda, Insecta, Diptera, Tephritidae. Gene Ontology annotation, cellular component: endosome membrane; membrane coat; presynaptic endosome.